ACCUACAAGUCAAGGAGAGCAGAAGUCCACUGCCAGAAUGAAAUGGUUGAUCCUCUUAACGUUUUACAUUUGGAUGGCCAGUGGAUUGCAAAGCAUUAGCCAUAUAGCUCCUUCCUUCGUCCCCAGAGUUACCCUGAAAAGACACCGAUCUUUGCGGCAAAUAUUGAGGGAACAUGGGCAGUUGUCUCAGUUUUGGAAAAAAUAUAAGAUAGACACGAUCCAGUACACCCAAGACUGCUCAGCAUUUCAAGAAACCAGCGAACCCCUCCUUAACUAUCUUGAUGUAGAAUACUUUGGACAGAUCUCCAUUGGGAAUCCUCCACAGAAUUUCACUGUGCUCUUUGACACUGGUUCCUCCAACCUCUGGGUACCAUCUGUUUACUGUGUCAGCAAGGCUUGUGUUGAACAUUCCAGAUUUCACCCAUCAGAGUCCAACACCUACACUGAAGUGGGUACUUCUUUUUCCAUUCACUAUGGCACUGGUAGCUUGACAGGAAUAAUUGGAAUGGAUCAAGUGAUUGUUGAAGGACUCACUAUAAUCAAUCAACAGUUCGCAGAAAGUGUCUCUGAGCCUGGUAACACCUUUUUGGACGCAGAAUUUGAUGGGAUACUUGGUCUGGCCUAUCCAUCCCUGGCUGUGGAUGGUGUCACCCCCGUAUUUGAUAAUAUGAUGGCCCAAAACCUGGUGGACCUACCAAUAUUCUCAGUCUACAUGAACAGAAACCCUGAUUCUUCUGUAGGAGGGGAACUGAUUUUUGGUGGCUAUGAUGAAGCUCAUUUCAGUGGAAACCUCAACUGGAUUCCAGUCACUAAGCAAGGAUAUUGGCAGAUCCAACUGGAUAAUAUCCAGGUUGGUGGGAUAGUUGCAUUUUGUGCAGAAGGAUGUCAGGCUAUUGUGGACACAGGAACUUCUCUCAUCACGGGCCCUUCUGAAGACACAAAGCGAAUGCAGACAUUAAUUGGGGCACAACCAAUGGAUGAUGAGUACACUGUGGAAUGCAACAAUCUCAAUGCGAUGCCUCUUGUCACUUUCACAAUCAAUGGAAAUCCUUAUCCUCUUACUCCAGAGGCUUAUACCCUCAUGGCCAAUAGCGAUGGGAUGAACCUGUGCACCAGCGGCUUUCAAGGUUUAGAUAUAGACACUGCAACUGGGCCACUCUGGAUUCUGGGAGAUGUUUUUAUUGGCCAGUACUACUCUGUCUUUGAUCGUGGGAAUAACAGAGUGGGAUUAGCUCCAGUUGUCUCUUAAGAGGCUUAGAGAAUAGAAAAAUGUAAGCCCCAAGGUCCUAUUCUUAUCUUCCUUUCAGCAGCAAAAUCAUACUCCCUAUCUGUUUCUUUGUUUUCCAUGUGAAAUGCAAUCAAGAUUAUGACUUUUAUCUACAAAUGUAAAUCCCUUGAGAUUCCGGGAGAAGGGCUGUUUAGGUAUGUCAGUUCUCAGUAUCAAGAGCUAUGCUGAUUUUGUCUUCUCUUGUCAAGUAAAUUUGAGUACUUCAAACUCAAAAUACAGUGUCAUAGUCCUAGACUGGAGCUGGGUUCACACAAUUGGCUAAGCCAUGAUUUAUUGAAUAAAGUGCACUGGUCUAAGUUGAUCGUAAUUUACAAACCACACUGGUUGGUUUACACAACUUGUUUAUCCACACUAAUCAAAAUAUAUUUUGACUGAAUACCUUGUGAAUCCAGCCUGAUUGUGAGAUUUUCUCUUUGCAAAAGAAAGCAGGUCUGCAUCUUUGAUCAGCACAAUUGUUUACUUUUCUCAUUCUGGCCUGGAAACGGGAGGGAUUAAGGCCUCCUUAAGACCCUGCUGUUCAACAACAGAGCAAGAAGGCAUACUUGCAAAUGUAUGUAAAAUUAAUGACUUAAGUAAACAGAUGAAUGAUUAACUGAGAAUCUUUUUUAAUCAUCUGAAACCCUUAAUAAAAAUAGUUUUUGUAUUCCUAAAAUA
This is a messenger RNA of Python bivittatus (Burmese python), 1942 nucleotides long. It is a transcript of the gene CTSE, whose product is annotated as cathepsin E. Gene Ontology annotation, cellular component: endosome. Gene Ontology annotation, molecular function: aspartic-type endopeptidase activity. Gene Ontology annotation, biological process: proteolysis; antigen processing and presentation of exogenous peptide antigen via MHC class II. Lineage: Eukaryota; Metazoa; Chordata; Lepidosauria; Squamata; Pythonidae. The record is from RefSeq and is a predicted model, not a curated record.